This is a messenger RNA of Diaporthe citri, 840 nucleotides long. RefSeq lists its product as uncharacterized. The record is from RefSeq and is a predicted model, not a curated record. The coding region runs from base 1 to 840 and encodes 279 amino acids. NCBI's taxonomy places the organism in Eukaryota, Fungi, Ascomycota, Sordariomycetes, Diaporthales, Diaporthaceae. Gene Ontology annotation, molecular function: acyltransferase activity, transferring groups other than amino-acyl groups. The transcript has a single exon.
AUGUCAACUGGAGCCCCCGCCCCACGGCUUCGUGUUCGGCGCGCCACCCCCGAUGACGCAGGCGCGAUCGCGAAGAUUCACUUCGAGGCCUUCGGGCCCGGCGUAAUGAACAAGCUGGUGCACCCGGGUGGGGUGAGCGAGGACGCGCGGGCAAAGUUCGCCGGGGGGAUAUUCCCUCCGCCCGACAAGGCGGCGGACCCCUCCGCCGAGGUUAUCGUCAUGGUGGCGGAGCUCCUGGCGGGGGGAAGUCAGGCCGACGGCGGCCAGGACCCCGUGAUCGUGGCCUUUGCCAAGUGGAAGCUGGUCAGGGAGGCGCAGCCCAGGGAGGAGUGGGAGGACCGCCACGACAUGACGGAGGAGGAGCUGGGCGAGGGCGCGGACGCGGCCGUGUACAACAAGUUCAUCGGCGGCUUGCACGAGAUGAAGCGGCGCUGGGUGAAGGGGGACCCGUGCCUUCGUGAGUCUCUCAUCCCCCCACCCCCAACGCGGCAGACUGUGGCGGGGUUACCUGACGACAUGACAGAUCUGGGAAUCCUGGCGGCGACGCCUACUCGGCACCGGCUCGGGGCCGGGUCAGCCUUGCUCAAAUGGGGCUGCGAGCUUGCUGACGGGGAGAACAAGACGGCGUGGCUGGAGGCAUCGCCGGCUGGGUAUUCUCUGUACAGAAGAUUUGGGUUUGAGGACGUCGAUGUUCAGGACCUCAAGCUGACAGAGUUAUGGGGCGCGGUGAGGUCCGAAGGCGAGAACUGGGGCGCCGCAUCGGCGGUGGCGCUCGCUGGCGAGCUCCCAGAUGGCAGCUUCAGGUCGGUGCUGAUGAAGAGGUUACCCAAAACGUCCUGA